Triplophysa dalaica is the source of this 881-nucleotide messenger RNA. RefSeq names its product myc target 1b (gene myct1b). The transcript has 2 exons. Gene Ontology annotation, cellular component: nucleoplasm. Lineage: Eukaryota; Metazoa; Chordata; Actinopteri; Cypriniformes; Nemacheilidae. Bases 103 to 687 code for a protein of 194 amino acids. The record is from RefSeq and is a predicted model, not a curated record.
AAAACAGCUUCCCUGAGAAAUACAGUGAGCACUUUCUGUGUGCCAAGACUGAGAGUUUGCAAAAGGGUUCUCGCCUCACCGUUGGCCUGCUUCUAAUGUGCUAUGGCUUCAAAUGAAACACAUGCGAUAUGGGAAAUUCUAAAACCUGUUGAUUUUGAGGAGCUCAUCCUGGCAUUCUGCUUGUCCAUAUUGAUGGGUCUACUCAUAGGAAUCUUGAUUUUCCUCCUCCUGACGUGGAUGUCACGACGCAGAGCUUCGGUCCGAAUCACCAGACGUCCAAACCAGCAUCCGGACUCUAAAAGCUCACAAAAUCAGCUCUGUCACCUCAGCCACUACAAGAGAUACGGGUUCGACAAGAACGGCGCAGGUGCUGGUAGAGCCGUAUUAAAUCUCCACAGACAGACGUCCGUAGACCCCAACGAGAUAUUGGGAAGAAGUCCCAGUUUCCAAAACGCAACUUUUCGGGCACCAAGAAAGGCGAAAAAGACCAAUGAUGAAGCAGAUGAUGAUAACCAGGAGGCACUGAUUCCAAACAUCACAGAUCCAUUAUGUACAGUACCAGCAGAGUCAUUUUGGUUGGGAAAGGGCAGUCUAAGAGGCUUUCUGCCCCGACAGACUCCACCACCUGCGUAUGAGAGCGUCAUUCACAUCUUUCAAGAGAGCUCUCAAAACAUGGCUUCAAUGUGAAGAAAAGAAGAAAAGUUCAUGUGGCCACUCUCUAACAGUCCUGCUUUGAUUUCAGAGGGAUCUGAUUUAUCCUUUUCAACAUUACUGACAUGCAGUGGUGUUUAAGGAAAAAUAACAUGGACAAAAAUGUAAUUACAUUUAACAUUGUGAAUAUUUUUUCAUGUUCCAUUGAAUAAACAUGGGCAUAGAAAAUA